AGUCCAUGUUGUUCCGUCAGGCUGUGUGUGAACAAGUGCUCUGUCCGAAAACUCUCACGUUGCAACUUGUCUUUGCUUGAGAAGUGAAGUUGCGAGUGCAAGUGAGUGUUUUGACUAUCCAGGAACAAAAGAUGGCGGACUACCGGGAAGACACCGGAGCUCGAGCCCUGUUAGCUUUACAGUCGGCCCCGUGCAGCCCUGUGCGCGUCGCGGUGACCUCUCACGCCUAUCAUCAGCCCUCGCUACCCAUCCUGGGUCCUCCGAUAAUGGAAGGUCGCAACGACGUCGGGCAUUUUUCUGCAAGGCUCUCCUCUACUCCUCCGCAGGCCCUGGCGAGGCUCGAGGGCCGGGAUUUUGAGUUUGUCAUGCGCCAGAGGACGGUCACCAUAGGCCGGAACUCGUCCCACGGCUCUGUGGACAUCAACAUGGGUCACUCGAGUUUCAUUUCAAGGCGACACCUGCAGAUUAUCUACGACGAGGCGGUCGGCUUCUCCCUACGGUGUCUGGGCAAGAACGGCGUGUUUGUUGACGGGGUGUUCCAGCGAAGAGGGGCACCGCCGCUGCCGCUGCCCAGAGAGUGUGUGUUUCGCUUUCCCAGCACCGUAAUCAAGAUCCAGUUCAUGUCCCUCCUGGAUGCUGAGGAGCGCAGAGAGAAAGAGCAGCCGUCUCCUCCUCCUCGCCCACUUCUGCCCCACAUUUCCCCUCUUAAAAUCUGCAUUCCCACAGUGCAGCAGCACGAGGAGCACAUCAGGGCGUUUGGCUCUCCGCUGCCUUCACCCACCGGUACAAUCAGUGUUCCUAACUCCUGUCCAGCCAGUCCACGUGGGGCAGGGUUAUCUGGGUACCGCUAUGGACGCAACGUGACCUCUGACCUCCAGUUAGCAGCUGAAUACGCUGCCAAGGCUGUUUCUGAGCAAAGACGAAAUCUCGCUGAGCAGAGAGGUGGAGGAAGUGAGCAGCGUGUGGAGCCAGUGGGGGGGGACAGCCCAAAGGAUGAAUCCAAACCACCUUAUUCUUAUGCACAGCUGAUAGUCCAGGCGAUCUCUUCAGCUCCGGACAAACAGCUGACUCUCAGUGGGAUUUAUGCCCACAUCACCAAACACUACCCCUACUAUCGCACUGCAGACAAGGGCUGGCAGAACUCGAUCAGGCACAAUCUGUCUCUGAACCGCUACUUUCUGAAGGUGGCCCGUUCUCAGGAUGAGCCUGGAAAAGGAAGUUUCUGGCGCAUCGAUUCUGCUUCUGAAAGCAAGCUGGUCGAGCAAGCCUUUAGGAAACGACGGCAACGAGGGGUGGCGUGCUUCAGGACACCGUUUGGACCUCUGUCUUCAAGAACAAAGAGUGCCCCUGCGUCCCCGACCCACCAGGGACUUCUGUCUCCUCUAUCCAGCGGUCUGCAGACUCCCGAGUGUCUCAGCAGAGAGGGCUCUCCUAUCCCUCAGGACCACCACGAACAGCUGGUGAACAAACUGGCGUCUGUGCCGGAGUAUAGGUAUUCCCAAAGCGCCCCAGGUUCUCCAGUCAGCGCUCAGCCCGUCAUCAUGGCCGCUCCUCCUCAUCCGACAGUCUUCAACUCAGGCCCUGGGAAAACCUUCGCUUUAGUUCCAGGUGGCGGCGGUCAAGUGCAGCCAAUCCAUGUGCUUCAAAACGCCCCUCAGCCCUCGGUCACCAUGGUGAGGGUGGUGACCCACGCCCCUUCAUCUUCCAACCCUCCAAAUGGGUACAGCACACCUACCGUUGGAGGAGUAGAGGGCAAUAACGACAUCAGAGACGCCCAGCUGAACAGAGAGCUGGUGAUCCAGACUUUGGACAGUGCAGUGCAGGCUGGGGAGGGACGUCACAUCACCCCAGGUCUACACCAGCUUCCUGUUCGACCCGUUACCCAGAAUGGCAAACAUGCCACUGCUGCCGUUUCCCUGGCAACCAGCUUCACCAAUGCUUCUGGCCUGAACAGUCCUCUGCAGAUCUUGGCUGCACAGGCCUCCAGCUCCCCUCCAGUUCUUGUGAACAGGCCGCCCAGCGCAGACGCUUCAUCCGGACAACGAGGCGAGCCUCAGGCCAAGCGGCCAAAGAUGGAGGACGAGGGAGGGACCGAGUCUGCUCAGCAUCAAGUCACACCUGCCCAGCAGCCUGUCAUUGUUGCAAUGACAUCACAAACCCAUGACCCAAGGCAAUAAAAUCCAGGGCUUCUCAGCAGGCGUCCAGUGGAGAGCCUCUCUGUCUUCUCAAUGCUUCAACUUUUACACGUUUGAUAUGACUCGCUGACAUUACCUAAUGUACAGGCAAGUCUGUCAGAAGGGAAAUAAAUCCUCACAGAACAUC
Nematolebias whitei (Rio pearlfish) is the source of this 2322-nucleotide messenger RNA. It is a transcript of the gene foxk1, whose product is annotated as forkhead box K1. The coding region runs from base 132 to 2177 and encodes 681 amino acids. Gene Ontology annotation, biological process: regulation of transcription by RNA polymerase II. The record is from RefSeq and is a predicted model, not a curated record. NCBI's taxonomy places the organism in Eukaryota, Metazoa, Chordata, Actinopteri, Cyprinodontiformes, Rivulidae. The transcript is spliced from 10 exons. Gene Ontology annotation, molecular function: RNA polymerase II cis-regulatory region sequence-specific DNA binding; protein binding; DNA-binding transcription factor activity, RNA polymerase II-specific.